AUGGCGGGUACAUCGCCGGAGCUGCCUCAGGACAUCUUCAUGGUCUGCCAUCUCUUGAGAUCCCCGGACCUUGGCCGUGCCGGUUUCGUCUGCUCCUCCUGGCACUCGGCAUACAGGAGGUUGCGCAAGCACUACAAGCGCGUGCAGACGCUGCGCCCCUUCAUCUAUACUUCAAACUGCAGAGAACGUUGCUUGCCUCUACAGGCCUGCGGGAGAACUGGGUUCGUUGACUCUCUUCCAGAGCCACCCUAUCAGCACCAGAUUGAUCUGCCCUCGGUGAGCACCAUCGGGAGUGCAGCGUUAAGCCCAUCUAUGAUUAUUCUGGUGCCUUCACAAAUUCUGCCGGUGUUCAUCCACAAUCCGUUUUGUCAGCUCUCAUUUGCAAGGAUAGGGGAUGAUAGCGUCAUGGCUGCCGCCCAGCAUGGCCAUCGCGACUGUAUUUACAAGUGA
This is a messenger RNA of Lolium perenne, 450 nucleotides long. Lineage: Eukaryota; Viridiplantae; Streptophyta; Magnoliopsida; Poales; Poaceae. The record is from RefSeq and is a predicted model, not a curated record.